Manis javanica (Malayan pangolin) is the source of this 3883-nucleotide messenger RNA. RefSeq names its product guanylate-binding protein 3-like. The record is from RefSeq and is a predicted model, not a curated record. NCBI's taxonomy places the organism in Eukaryota, Metazoa, Chordata, Mammalia, Pholidota, Manidae. Gene Ontology annotation, molecular function: GTPase activity; GTP binding.
CCUCAACCUUAAAAGAAUGGUUGUAAUAUCCGGUUUACUCUUAACUUCUAAAGAGAACUGUGGGUUUCUCUAGGAGCAGACGCAGAGCAGCGCGCAAGAGGUGAUCGAGGGCAGCUAAAAACUCGGCCCCUGGCCGCAGCGUCAGCAUCAGGUCACUAUGGCAUCUGGACCCACCAAGACAGCACCCAUUUGUCUAGUGGAAAACCAGGAAGAGCAGCUGAUGGUAAAUCCAGAAGCAUUACAGAUUCUCUAUGAGGUAUCUCAACCUGUGGUGGUGGUGGCCAUUGCAGGGCUGUAUCGGACAGGAAAGUCCUACUUGAUGAACCUCCUGGCAGGGCAGAACCAUGGCUUUAGUCUGGGCUCCACAGUCAGAUCUGAAACUAAGGGCAUCUGGAUGUGGUGUAUACCCCACCCCACCAAGCUGAACCACACCUUGGUCCUUCUGGACACUGAGGGCCUGGGUGAUGUGAAAAAGGGUGACCCUAAAAAUGACUCAUGGAUCUUUGCCCUGACGGUGCUUCUGAGCAGCACCCUGAUCUACAACAGCAUGAACACCAUCAACCACCAGGCCCUGGAGCAGCUGCACUAUGUGACUGAACUCACAGAGCUAAUCAAAGCAAAGUCCUCCUCAGCACCUGAUAAGGUAAAGGACUCCAUCGAGUUUGUGAGUUUCUUUCCAGACUUUGUUUGGACUGUUCGUGAUUUCACCCUGGAGAUGAAGAUAGAUGACUUGCCCAUCACUGAAGAUGAGUACCUGGAGGAUGCCUUGAAGCUAAUUCCAGGCAAAAAUCCCAGAGUCCAAAAUUCCAACAUGCCCAGAGAAUGUAUUAGGGAGUUCUUUCCGAACCGAAAGUGCUUCAUCUUUGACCGGCCUACAAGUGACAAAAAUCUCUUAUUCCAUAUUGAGAAUGUGCAAGAAGACCAUCUGGAUAGUAGUUUCCAGGUGCAAUCAAAAAAAUUUCGUUCCUAUAUCUUAGACAAUUCAAGGACCAAGACCCUGAGAGAGGGAAUCAUUGUCACUGGAAAUCGGCUGGGGGCUCUGGUGGAAGCCUAUGUGAAUGCCAUCAAGAGUGGUGUAGUUCCUUGUUUGGAGAAUGCUGUGACAACUCUGGCUGAGCAUGAGAACUCAGUGGCUGUGCAGAAGGCAGUCAACCACUACAGCAAGGAGAUGACCCAAGUAGUAAGCCUUCCCACAGAUUCGCUCCAGGAGUUGCUAAAGAAGCAUGGAGACUGUGAGAAGGAAGCCAUUGCAGUCUUCAUAGAGAACUCCUUCAGGGAUGAUGAACGGAAAUUCCAAAAAAAGCUUGUGGAAGCCAUAGAGGAAAAGAAGGAAUAUUUCUUGCAGCAGAAUGAAGAGGCAUCUGUCAAAUACUGUCAGGCUAUGCUGAAGCAGCUUUCAAAGCCCCUGAUGGAAAACAUUAAAGAGAAAACUUUCUUUGUUUCUGGAGGACACAAGCUCUACUUAGAAGCAAAGAAGAAGGUUGAGCAUGGCUACAAGCUAGUGCCCAGAAAAGGAGUUAAGGCAAGUGAGGUCCUCCAGGGCUUUCUACAGUCACAGGCAACAGUAGAGGAAUGCAUCCUGCAUUCAGACAAUGCCCUCACUGCUCAGGAGAAGGCCGUUGCAGUGGAACGGACCAAAAAGGAAGCAGCUGAGAAAGAACAGGAGCGGCUAAAGCAGAAAGAGAAUGAGCAACAGCAAAAAUUGGAGGCUCAAGAAAGAAGCUUCAACGAAAACCUAGCCCAGCUGGAAGAAAAGAUAAAGAAGGAACAAGAAAGACUUCAGGAGAUGCUGGAAAAGAUAUUGGAUCAUUAUCUAAGGAUCCAAGAAGAAUUGCUUAAUGAAAAAUUUAAGAAGAAAUCCCAUGAGUUGGCUAUGGAGAUAAAUCGAUUAAGAAAAGAGAUUGAAGAAACUAAAAACAAUGACUCAUGUAUGUUGAAGGCUAUUGAAAUGGCUGGGAAUGUGCUAAUUAUUGCACUACCUGAAAUUUUUAAACUAUGGUAUGGAGAGCAGAAAAUUCUUGACUAAAGAAAUUAAAUAGGCUUAGGUUUCUUAAGGAUAUUUUAAAACGAGGCUUCUUUUAAUAGUGUAAUACUGUUUUCAUUUUUGAAAUACAUGUCAUGCUACUUUCAUACAACAGAAGUUAAAAAAUAAAAAGUGAUUCAAAAUAUGUCAGUGUUUGGUAUACAAAAAAACAAACUUAAUUUUGAUUGAAUAAAUUAAUUUAGAGAAAUGGGAAACAAAUUGAAUGGAAAUACAGUGGAAGAUAAAACUAAGUUUGGUAUACUGUCACAACAAAUAAAAUACUUCUGAAUAAAAUGAUAAAUAAAUUUGUAAAAUUCACAUAAAGAUAUGUUUUAAAUAUUACUGAAAAACUCGGAAAUAUAUAACAAUGGACAUAAGAAAAUAUAUCAAUCCCUGUAAGUCAUAUAUGGUAUGUGUAUAUGUGCAUAUAUAUAUAUAUGUGUGUGUGUGUGUGUGUAUAUAUAUGUAUACACAUUUAAUGUGAUUUCAGUAAAUAUGUCAAACAUUUUUUUGGAAGUAAAUAAAUUUAUUUUAUUUUCGAUAUAUCCUUAUAUUGAAAAACUACAUGCAAAAAUAUCCAAUACAAUUCUUUAAAGGGAAGAAUAAUGAUGGGCAGCUAUCUCUAACUGUACAUUAAAACAUGCCAAUAAUUAGUGGUACUGACAUUUGAAUAUUCAAAAAUCAGUAAAAGUGAAUUCAAAGUUUGGACAUUAAAAAAAGUUCCUACAGACAUUUAGUAUAUGAUAAAUUUGACACUUCCCAUUAGUGAAGGGAUAGGGAAUAUUCAUUCAGUAAAUAGAAUUUGCACUACAUGUAGGCAUCCAGAAAAAAUAAAAUUGGAGUCUUCCUUAUACUUCAUACCAAAACAAACUUCAAAUGUAUCAAAGGUUUAAAAAUGAAAAUGAAAUUGUAAAAUUAGGUAAUAUGUUGAAAAUUUUUAGAACAGUUUUGAAAUAGAGGUGUACUCUUCCAGUAUGAAUAAGAGGAUGAUAUAAAAGAGAAGAUUAAUACAUUCAAACUACAUAAAAAUAAUGAAAUUAUUCAUAGAAAAGAUACAAGAAAAGCAAAAAGACAAAUGGCAAUAUGAAGAAAACAUUUACAAUUUAUAUCACAAUGAAAAUAUUGUAUUUAGCUAUAAGAGCACUUACAAAUCAAUGAGAAAAGAAAACAUCCCCAUUAAAAAUGCACAAUACUCUAAGUAGAAAACACAGUUGAUUUUGCUGAUAAUAAGAGCUGUGUAAAGUAAAACUGAGAUACCAGUUUCACCAUUAUGAUUUGCAAAGAGAAAAAUAUUUGACAGAAGACUAGGUUAGUAAGAAUAUGGGGAAACAGAAAGAGUCUGCUCAGUAGAAUGGGAAACUAGAAAUAUACAAGGCAUGCACCCAAAUCCUUUUUCAUCAUGACUUUUCAAUAAAGCCUGAAAAUUCUAGUCCCUAAUUUCUUUACAGAUAUAAAGUCAUUUGGGAAGUCUUCUGGAAUAACCUCUGAAUUCCAUUCAAAUUGAUAACAUGGAUAAAAGAGAAAAAAAUUUUUCCUUUUAAUUUAACUCAACUUCUGUGGAAUUCCUUUCCAGCUGUACAGUGCUUUAGAGUCUGCUUUAACUAGAAUGAGUUCCUUGUUCUGGAAACUUCACAUUUUAUCUUGACUGUGGGCCUUUGCACACAAUAUAGAGACUUGUUAAAACAGACCUGCUUCCUCACUUGAUACUGUUUAUAUGCUAGUCUGUUCUUCCUUUAGGUCUCCUAUCUCCUGACUUCCUGGGACUGGAUAAGGUGACCCUUCUUUGUACUGCCAUUGCAACUUGUCAUUCCUCCCAUAGCAAUUUUUAUGUGAAAUUAAAAUGACCUAUUUCCAGCUGUC